AUGAGGCGUCAAGAGUGUCUGUUACUUCUCUAUGAAGGCAAGCCACCCGGCCCUAGAGAGCGAGUUCCGUACCCGGAAGGGGACGUAUUGUAUGAAUGUUUCGUUCGUGUUGUUGUCUGUCAUGGUGACCUGGUCACAAAGUACACGGAUGACUCCAACGGCAUGGGUCGCACAGAUACUCCUAACGAAGCGAUUGCUCUCAAGUUUAUCAAGGAGAACACAACUAUCCCUGUUCCAAAAGUUAUCAGUAGUGACUGGGACCGUAUCACCAUGGAGUAUAUCUCAGGCCAGCCAUUGUGA
Molecule: messenger RNA, 300 nt
Organism: [Torrubiella] hemipterigena
Lineage: Eukaryota; Fungi; Ascomycota; Sordariomycetes; Hypocreales; Clavicipitaceae
Source: the annotation of a GenBank genome assembly